This is a messenger RNA of Opisthorchis viverrini, 2403 nucleotides long. RefSeq lists its product as hypothetical. The annotation marks the transcript as partial. NCBI's taxonomy places the organism in Eukaryota, Metazoa, Platyhelminthes, Trematoda, Opisthorchiida, Opisthorchiidae. The record is from RefSeq and is a predicted model, not a curated record. The transcript has 4 exons.
AUGUCUCCAACACCUAAUGUUGAGAGUGAUCCUCCGAUGGCAGAGCGGUCAACUUCGAUUGGCCGGGCUUGUACGGUAGAGGAUGAAGAACCUCCGGAAACGCCAUCGCGCAGCUCGAUCGAUAGUCAGGUUGAAUAUGCCCCAUCGGAGCCGCGCUGGUCUCCGGCGCUUAGUCUACCUGUGCGUGACCUGAUUCAGCGAACGAUCAAUUUGACGAAACAAACUUGCCUAGUGCCUUACUUCUGCAAAGUUAUUCCCGUGGAGCAAUCUGUGCAAGAAAACAAGCAGAACGAACAAGCAUCAUGUGUUUCUACAGGUACACCGGAGUUAAUAUCAUCCCCCGUCGAAAUUGACGCUCGCUUGAAUCGACUCUCUCGACUGCAUCGACUUUGUGAACUUGUCCGCAAGACUAUUUGGUUAGACUCGAUGGCUGGUGUGUGCAAUGAACUCAGUUCAAGUUGGAUAAACUUAUCCAGACAAUCCGAUCGAAUCACGUCGAAGGAGUAUAGCAAUCUGGAUGCGUGCAAUUUGUCUUUCUUACACAUUCCCAAACCGGUUUGUCAGUCUUCGAUUAGAAAUGCUACUCAUUACAAUGCCACAAGGUCAACUUGUUCCGGUGAUUCUACUACACGCACUCAGGGUUUGCCUCAGUCGGAUCCAUAUUCGUUUAGAAGUUCCAUGUCGACGUACGCCAGUCAACUGGGUGAACUUCGUGUGCUUUGUGAAAGUUUACGUCAAUCGCUCACACAAACAAAACGUUUUGGCCACGAGCAGUACACAAUGCAUGAGCAGUGGAGAAAUUUGGCCGGUGGUCGGUUUAGGGAUGUUAACAACACAACCCUGUCCCCGUUGAGAUUACUUGGUUUUUGUACCAAUGAGCUGACCAGUCUGACAUUAUUGUCUGCUCAUCAUCUGGUUUUUAGCGGUCUGUCUCUGCUGGCUCAUUCUGAUCUGACUCGAUUCACUCACGGUGAUCUGUGGGAAAUGAUGCGUGGUAUGGAAGAGUUGGAUAUCCUCAGCAGACAUAUACAAACCAAUCGACGCCUAGCUCAUUCCAUCAGUUUGCGGCUGUUUCUAACCAGGAAUCGCCCUCAAGGGACUUGUAGCUGGAAUCAUUUACUGGAAACGGAAGUGUUCAGCCGUGCAAUCACCCCCUUUCCUUCUGUAUCCGUUGGAUAUUUGUUUGUGAUACUGGCUGAUCAACGUUCCAUCCGACUGUCCGAUACAGUUUUUCGUCAGUUGUGCAAUAUUUGUUCUCAUGGUCAGCGUACUCCCACUGCACUGGAAGCUGGUGACGGAAUACCGACACAACAUCGGCCACCAGCGGAGGAUGAGAAAUCCGGACGUUCACACCUUGUUGAAGCGUUUCGCAAAUACUUACAUGAAAAUUAUGGGCGUUCGGCAUCGGAAUAUUUACGAUCAGAGUAUGAAUUCAUUUCCGGGUUUUUGGAUGUGCUCUCGCAAUCGACCAAUCUGUUGUACCAUGUAGAAAAACUGAAGCUGGUAUGUAGUGCUGCGGCAGCAGCGCAGUCGAAAAAGGCGGAAUUGUCACGUGAUUUGCAGUCGAUGCGAGCUCCGUACUCUCCUUUCGGUAUUCCAACAUCCUCGCACGCCAUGAGCGUCGAAGGCAAACAUGGGAUACUGAUAAGGCGUGGAUCCGGAGAAAAGAUUUCAGCAAAACAACAGCAACAACAAGAACAAAAUUUUGGUUCUUCUUCCCGGGCAAAAGAGAGACACAAAGAUGUCAUUUCAUAUUAUCAAAACACAUUGCAUCGUGCCUGUACUCUGGACAGGUACGUGGCCACUGGUUCAACGGUAUGUCCCCUCAGCGAGGACACAGCAGAAAUAAAUGAAAAGACUUCACAUAGUAGACUGACCGAAGGUUCCUCCGACACCGAAGACGCUCAGAAAAAAGCAGAAGAGCAAAGUACAGAUUGUCAGCGGAACACCAAAAAGUCUGUUCAGUGGAGCGAUCAUCGGGAGAUCAGUACACGGCAUCAAGUAAUUGGAAGGUUUCUGGAGAUGAUGUGGCAGUAUAGUGAACAGCGGCUGAAUACCAUGUUUCUGAUCCCUCCGGAGUAUCAAAUUACAUCUAUCCAAUCUUGUGGCAUGUCCGAUGUUCCUGCUACACUUGAACCGCAAAGCAACUGGAAAUUAUCUUCCUGUCUGUGUCUACCAACAUCCAAGCUGCACAAUUUUGCUUCCAAAGUCCAAGAAGUAGCUAAAUCCGGGCGCGAAGUUACUGACCGGAAGGUCCGUGGUUCGAACCCCACUUCUGCCACUCGACUCCCCCUGUCUAGGCUUGGGCGACCUGGCAGUAUCCCAGCCCUCUUGCUUCCUCCGAGUUGCAUGGCAGCUAGGCACCGGAAGGGUGUUAUAGCUGAACGAAACAAUCGGGUUAAU